Ilex paraguariensis (yerba mate) is the source of this 338-nucleotide messenger RNA. Lineage: Eukaryota; Viridiplantae; Streptophyta; Magnoliopsida; Aquifoliales; Aquifoliaceae. The record is from the annotation of a GenBank genome assembly.
UCCACCGGGGAGGGGAUGGACGAGGACUUGGAUCUGCCAGACGAAAGGAAGGUUGGGACACUCCUGAGAAUGUUGAUGAAGCACUUGAUCAGUCCUUGUUCUCUUACACUUCCCUCAAACUUCCAGGGGGAAAGCAGAAUCAGCACUGUGACCUUUCCCUCUGCGACGAUGUCCAAAACAUCAGUUGUCUUUUCCGACUAAGGAGUGAUUCUCAAACCUGUGUGCAGGAUAGAUCUAAUCAUCUAAAGGUGCUGAUAUCGUGGCGGUUUAAGGAUGAUAAUAAUGUCUCUUCUUCAGACAUCUGCAAUGUCAUAUGUUGGGAUUUAACUACAAUUUAA